Molecule: messenger RNA, 3360 nt
Organism: Drosophila willistoni
Lineage: Eukaryota; Metazoa; Arthropoda; Insecta; Diptera; Drosophilidae
Product: mucin-5AC
Exons: 2
Molecular function (GO): DNA binding
Source: RefSeq, a predicted model, not a curated record
GUAGUAGGGAUGAACAACGAAUUGAAUUUGCGAAUAGUGCGGGCGGUCGGUAAACAACCUUUGCUUUAUGAUCGAAACGAUGACAAUUAUAGAAAGAGGCUACCGACAGAAAACUGUUGGGAUUUAGUAGCCGCUGAGACGGGCGAAUCGGUCGAGAGAUGUAAGCGGCGAUGGCGUCAACUGCGUAACGAUUAUGCACGCUGGCUUAGCAACGAUAUUCAACGCCGUCAGAGCGGCAAGCGUCGACUUCCCUUUCUGUUCGCCAACGACUUAAAGUUUCUUUUACCUCACAUGGAUGUUAAUGACGAAAUACUAGAAGACGAUGAUGAUUCUAAAAGCGAAAGUACCUCAGGCGGCCGUGAGAACGAGAUGAACAAUUCGAGUGACCUUUCUUCACCGGGCUCGGUUACUGAAGCAGCAACGCCCAUAAAAGAAGGAUCAAAAACGUCAACCAAAUCAAUCGAAGACGAGAAGUUGGCCAAAAAGGGUGGCAAUAAGGAAGACGAACAAGCAAAAGAGAAAAGCGCUGGCAAUCGUCAUAAAAAAUUAAAUGGCGAAUUGAUUGAGGGAAUCAAUAACAACAAUACAUCCGAUGAAGAAGAACUAGAUGAGUUGCGUAUGGAAGCUUCACCUAUUCCAACAUCAGGCACAAGUCCUGAAAACUCUACAACCGCAACCAAAUCACCACAAACGGAAGAGUUUUUCAUCAAGCAGAGCGAUAGUGAUAAUCUUUUGAUUAUAAGUAAGAAACCAUCGACAUCAAUCGCUUCGACAAGUGAUUACUUAGCCGAUACAACCAUGACAGAGGAUAGUGCCGAUGAAACGAUGUCAUUGGCGCGAGGCACACGCAAACGUGUUGGCCGACCUCGUAAAGACGGUAUCAACCAGUUGCCAAUUCAAAAAGCUGGCAGCGAGCAGCGUUUAACCCGUUUGCAACGACGCAAAUCUAUACUUGCCGGAGCCGAGCAUAUGUUAAGGAGUUCUACAUCUCCCGUCAAAAUGACUACAGUGCCGCGAAGCCUAGUGAAUCAGAGUAAAACUCAGAAUGACCAAGCCCUUAAAUCAAUCACGACAACUACACCAGGAUCCACACCAACAUCGACACCAACAUCUGUAACAUCUUCGCAGUCUGGUCAGUCUUCGCAGUCUGGUCAGUCUUCGCAGUCUGGUCAGUCUGGUCAGUCUUCGCAGUCUGGUCAGUCCGAAAAGGUAUCUAUUAAAUCAUCAUUAUCCUCAUCUCUAAGCAACAGUAUUGAGGGCAUCUAUCCACGACGCUCACAAUUCGGUGGUGCCCCGAAGUUAAAAGCACCACCAUCACUAUCAUCGACAUCUUCAGAGAGUUCAUUGAUCUUUCCACGUCGUGAUUUAGUCACCAAGAAGGCAGUAAUAUCACUCACACCAAAAUCUGGAACUAUUACGUCUUCAAGUGCCACAGCUACUAGUUCUGGUGGUGGCAUUACAGCUUCUUUACAAGCGAAGCGAACAACAGCAGGCCCUGUAUACACUCAAUCGCAGGCUAAAACAAAUGUAUCGACAGCAUCGAUGGCAGACACUUCUUCGCCUCAACCUAUGCGUCUACCCUCUGUGGUAAUUAGCAGCACCCCAACAAGUUCUUCGUCUCUGACCGCAACUAGUUUUAAUCCCGCCCAGGCGACAAGCACUUCGUUUGUUAUGCAGACAAAUCCAGCAACAAUUUCAACAGUAUCGGGAUCGAUUAAUAAUGGUGGUGUUGUUGGUGGUACUGUAUCAACAAUGUCCACUCCUAUUCUAACGUAUGUGAAGCGUUGCGAACGCGGUGUCCAGACUAAGUGUCCCGAUGUUUUCUCAGAUCAAUAUUUCAUCGAUAUGGUAGUGCCACAAAUGGAGCAAAUGAACUCAAGGCAAAAGUUUUACUUUAAGCAAAAAAUACUUUCCGCUAUAAUGGAGACAUUUGAUGAUGCCACCGAUUUUCCAGCCAGUGGCCAAGUACAGCAUUUCAAUAUAAAUACACCGAGUGGCUUGGAAGAUAUUACCGAUGCGGAAUUACGACUGGUCAGGGAGUUGGUUAGUAUGGUGUCUGCCGCAAAGCGUACACAAGCAAUGAUGAAUACAACAGUUGAGCGAAAUGCUACCGAUACAUCAAUCGGAAUUUCAGAACCACCCACCCCAGCGCGUCCGGGACAUAGAAUGACCGAUGCCAAUUUGCAACGUCAUAUUAUACAGCAAGUGCAGAAACAAGUAAAUGCCCAAGUGACAUCACCGAAUCAAGAGAAACGAGUUUAUCGUAUACUACCAAUGAAUGGGCGAAAAGACGCGCCAAUGCCAGUAAGUCGGGUUAUAACUGGCCCCAAUCCAAAGAGCUCAGCCUCUAGUAUUGUCGCCGCACGCACACCUCAGGACUCAUCGUUGAAUGCUCUAUUUGGACCAUUGAAGGCGUCGACCAUUGCAACCGCUAGCCAACAGAGACAAGCUGGUGUGGCUUCACUACAAAUACGUCAAAUGUCUAGACGUUUUUCGGUAUGCGGUGUAAGUGGUGCAGGUGGAAUUCCCGGUACACAAACUUCUACACAAGCCGCGAAUAAUAAUCAGAAUAAUGCUGAACUUGCUAAACGUCGCAUGGUGGCACCUUCUGACAAUUCGACGCCACCUCAACAGCGUCCACGUUUGUCCACCGUUCAGGGCGAUGCAUCGGCCGCUUCAUUGCUAAGAAAAUCGAUUAACACAGUGCCAGCUGGUCAAAAGCAACCUUCACCCUCGGGCGUCGUGGCGGCUCUUCAACAUCAACAACAACAGCAACAGCAACAACAUCGUACUCCUCAAAUUGCCAGCGUUCAGGGUGGCGCCACUCCAUUCAAUGAUUUCAUUCAACCGAGUGCCGUAAAGUCGUCACCCCAAGCCGCCAACAAGUUCCGUCGAUCGCAAUCGCCAGUCAAGCGUACAUCCCUGGUUGUGGCUAAUGUCAAGAAUGUUGCAGGUAAACCAACAGGUGCUGGUGGCAUUUCCUCCGGACCACAGUCUAUUAAUAGCAAAGCUCCGGUGGCAGCACCCACUGUCAACAUGGCCAAUCUCUUGGGCAGCUCUGGCUCAAACUCGCCUCCACCAAGCAAUAAUAAUGGCGACCAAGAUAUGGCCGCAACUAUAGCUGCCGAUGAUUUCUCGCUGGCCGGUCUAAAACGUGAGCCACGAGAUCCUCUUGAUGAACAUGACGAUAUCUUGGGAAUGUAAAAACCAAACAAAUGAAUAAUUACACAAGAAGCAGCCACUUUAACUUUAUUCCGAAUUUUAAAAUAAUUAUUUUUUUUUUCUGUUUUUCUUAUUACUUAAAAAUAUACACACUUUAAUAGAAUAUAAGCAAACAAACAAAAAAAAAAAAAAAAAAAA